Messenger RNA from Pediculus humanus corporis (human body louse), 1272 nucleotides. Its product is annotated as tubulin beta-3 chain, putative. The record is from RefSeq and is a predicted model, not a curated record. The transcript has 5 exons. Gene Ontology annotation, biological process: microtubule cytoskeleton organization; mitotic cell cycle. NCBI's taxonomy places the organism in Eukaryota, Metazoa, Arthropoda, Insecta, Psocodea, Pediculidae. Gene Ontology annotation, cellular component: cytoplasm; microtubule. Gene Ontology annotation, molecular function: GTPase activity; GTP binding; structural constituent of cytoskeleton. The coding region runs from base 1 to 1272 and encodes 423 amino acids.
AUGAAUUUUUGGGAAGUCAUUUCGGAAGAACAUGGAAUCGAUGAAACGGGAAUUUAUAAUGGAAACUCCGAUUUACAAUUAGAAAGGAUAAAUGUUUAUUACAGCGAAGCGUCUGCGGCGAGAGGCAGCGGUGGAAAAUAUGUGCCUCGAGCUAUAUUGCUUGAUCUCGAACCUGGAACUAUGGAUGCAGUCAGAGCUGGAGCCUACGGUCAACUCUUUCGUCCGGAUAAUUUUGUGUUCGGUCAAAGUGGCGCUGGAAAUAACUGGGCAAAAGGUCAUUACACAGAGGGUGCCGAAUUGGUAGAUUCGGUUUUGGAUGUGGUUAGAAAAGAAGCUGAAAAUUGUGACUGCCUCCAAGGAUUUCAGUUGGCUCAUUCUUUGGGUGGUGGCACGGGAUCGGGAAUGGGUACUCUUCUCACGUCUAAAAUCCGUGAAGAAUUCCCUGAUAGAAUAAUGAAUACGUAUUCGGUAAUGCCAUCGCCUAAAGUGUCUGACACGGUUGUGGAACCUUAUAACGCUACAUUGUCAGUACAUCAAUUAAUCGAAAAUACAGAUGAAGCUUAUUGUAUAGAUAACGAAGCCCUGUACGACAUAAGUUUUAGAACUCUUAGAGUGUCAAAUCCAUCCUACGGAGAUCUUAACCAUCUAGUUUCAAUGACAAUGUCUGGUGUUACUACUUGUCUUAGGUUUCCAGGUCAAUUAAACGCCGAUCUUCGAAAAUUAGCUGUAAAUAUGGUGCCUUUUCCAAGACUGCACUUUUUCGUUCCUGGUUUUGCUCCCUUAACCUCAAGAGGAUCUCAACAAUAUCGCGCUUUAACGGUACCGGAAUUGACUCAACAAAUGUUCGAUUCGAAAAACAUGAUGGCGGCUUGCGAUCCUCGUCACGGGAAAUACAUGACCGUCGCCGCCAUUUUCCGUGGAAGAAUGUCAAUGAAAGAAGUCGAUGAACAAAUGCUUGCCGUUCAAAACAAAAACAGUUCGCAUUUCGUCGAAUGGAUUCCAAGCAAUGUAAAAACGGCCGUUUGUGACAUACCUCCUAAAGGAUUGAAAAUGUCAUCGACUUUCAUAGGAAACACAACGGCCAUACAAGAAAUAUUCAAAAGAGUUUCUGAACAAUUUGCAGCCAUGUUUAAAAGAAAAGCUUUCUUACAUUGGUACACUGGAGAAGGAAUGGACGAAAUGGAAUUCACUGAAGCAGAAUCAAACGUUAAUGAUUUAAUCGCCGAAUAUCAACAAUAUCAAUUAUAUAUCUCAACUAUUAUUAAAAUUUAA